Molecule: messenger RNA, 1449 nt
Organism: Tarenaya hassleriana
Lineage: Eukaryota; Viridiplantae; Streptophyta; Magnoliopsida; Brassicales; Cleomaceae
Exons: 3
Coding region: 243-644 (133 amino acids)
Source: RefSeq, a predicted model, not a curated record
UGCCAUGGCGAACUCAAAGCUCCUUCUUCGGGAGCUGAAGACAGUAAAAGCUGAACUAGCCUUUGCCAAUCAACUAUGUUCCCAGCUGGAGGAGGAAGAUAAGGUUCUGCAGGAGUGUUAUAAUAGAGGAGACAUCCCAGAAGAUGAUGCAUCGAUGUUCUUUCAAUCUCAUCUUGACCUUUAUAAUGAUCCGAUACGACUUCAACUCAAAUCAUUACUAACUGAGAAGACUCGGUUGGCUCAUGAGAACUCGGCAUACACCCGGGAAAAAUCGAUUUCUACAAGAGGUAGUUGAAUAUCAUCAGUUCACAAUGCAGGAUGUUGUCUACUCGGAUGAGAAUAUCGAGGAAGUAACCGACCACCUGAAUUCAUUUAGAUUUUCCCCACUCCUCCAAACUCGAAAGCCAGGGAUCUCAAAUGACACAAUCAUUGUUCUGUUCUAUUCAAGUUGCAAUUCAGACAAUUUGUUCAACAGAGGAACCAGAGAGCCACUGAGGUGCAGUGACAUGACUUCAUUGGUCGAGCCAAUGAGUUUACCGCUGAUGAAGACGGCAGGGACAGGCGUGGAACACCCGAUCCUCAUCAGGGCCUUCUCGAUUUCCCGGCAAUCAGGCUCCUUGUCUAUCUCAUGGAUCGUUGGAUGAACCCCGAGAUCUUGGAACAGGACUUGGACCGCAUAGGACAGACAACACGAGCUCUUGCUGAAGAUAACCACCCCUUUCUCUGACGACAUCCUCAUCACCUUGUCCAUUUCUCGCAGAAAGAAGUAAAGCUAGAAGUGGUUCUUCUUCUGUCUUUAUAUGGAUUAGCAGCAGAGCAUUAGAACCGAGAACCCAUGAAAGCAAACCUGGGUUUGAACCUAACCAAACCGAGGUUUCGAGUUUCGGGUAGGUGGGUUAUAUUGCAAAUGAGCUCGAUGCUGUAUGGGACAACAAUGGCUCGAAAUCCGGGAUAUUUAUAAGCAGAAGAAGGAAGAGCAAGAAUCCUCUGUCUGAGAGAGAGAGAGGUUAUGAAAGUUGAAGAACUUUCAAUAGGUUCCAAGUUCAGUAAAGCAGCUUUACUACAAGCGAAAUAAUUCGUUCGGACCGAAUCCUCUGCCUUUCUCCGUGCUGUCAGGACCAACAAAAUUUGCUUAUUGGUAUUGCCUUUUUUUUCCCCAGUGAGAUGCCGAGAUUAGCAGCAUUUUGAUGGAUGGAGCAUAUGGUUCAAGGGUCGGUCCAUUAGUCUUGCAGAUUCUGCUUUUCGGCUUAUUGCAGAAGAUAAAGGCAUUAUGGAUGAAUAUCGUUGGUUGAUGAAUAUAUGGACCAUCUUCUGCAGAUGCCAUAAGCAUAUUGGACCUGUAAAAAGAUGGAUACAGGUAUUUGUGCCCGUAAUCUCUGUUGGACCAUACUGUAACAAAAACCCUACUUACAGCGUGGUUUUCUUUUAUGCACCUCUUUUGAUCCUUAA